CGCCCUCCAGCGCCUCUAGAGCACCCAGAGCCCACCUUUCCCCGUCGUCUACUACAUCCCCACCCCGCCGCCUCUUCAUCAUGUCCAUGAACAUCGACAAGCCCCUCGACGACGUCAUCGCCGAGAAGCGCAAGAACCGCGGCCCGCGCCCUCGCCGUGGCGGCUCGCGCAACGGCGCGCCCGCCACCACCCACGCCCAGGCCGCUGCCCCGGCUCCUGCCGCCGGCGGUCGUGGCCCGCGCAACGCCUCGCGCAACGACAACAACGGCACCGCCGCCGCCGCCGCCGCCACGUCGUCGCCUCACGUCGGCGACAAGAUCAUCGUCUCGAACCUCCCGACCGACGUCGACGAGCGCCAGAUCAAGGAGCUGUUUGCCACCACUGUCGGUCCCGUCCGCACCGUCUCGCUGUCGUACAACGCCCAGGGCCAGUCCAAGGGCGUCGCGACCGUCCAGUUCAACAAGUACGAGCACGCGACGAGCGCCUACGCCCAGUACAACAAGAGGCUCAUCGAUGGUGGUGGGUCGCUGCUGUUCCUCUAGCCUGCCCCCUCCCCCCUCCUUUCUCUUCCCCC
Rhodotorula graminis WP1 is the source of this 574-nucleotide messenger RNA. RefSeq lists its product as uncharacterized. Gene Ontology annotation, biological process: mRNA export from nucleus. The coding region runs from base 81 to 542 and encodes 153 amino acids. Gene Ontology annotation, cellular component: nucleus. The record is from RefSeq and is a predicted model, not a curated record. The transcript is spliced from 4 exons. Gene Ontology annotation, molecular function: mRNA binding. Lineage: Eukaryota; Fungi; Basidiomycota; Microbotryomycetes; Sporidiobolales; Sporidiobolaceae.